AAAAAAAAAAAAAAGUAGGGUACUUUUUCACGUUUUAGAUUAGGAAAUCCUCUUAACAAGUUAGCAUAAAAUUUACAGAGGACAUUAUUCUCUUUCGGUUUAACUGUACUUUGUGAUACAUCUCGACGAGCUUUCAGCGAUAAAUAGCGUUUUCGCCGAGAGUUAAUCCGGAGCCAGGUCGCAAACCUGGUAAUUGUCUAUCAAGAGAAUUGGAGUCGACGGAGACAUCGCCUUGUUUUACGUCGGUCGGAAACUGAAUAGAACUCAGUUAAUAAUAAACUCAUAAAAAAGAUCAUUUAAAACUUCAAAAUAAUUACACGGCAUGGAGUAUUUAAACCAUUUCUCAUGAAACGAAUAUUAUCCGUCACGAAGCGUAAUGUACAUAUUGCUUCUCCGUAGAAAUUGCUGUCACGCGCAGAAACGAACGCAGAGACACAUAUGUCAAAGUAUUCACGGAUAAUUUAUAACUGUGUUUUAAACAAAGAUAAAUCAAGUUAAAAUUAUAAUACUAUAAUUUUUUCGUGCAGAGUCGAAGCUUUUUUUGAAAAUCUCUGAAAAUCUAUUUAAGACUUCUAAACAUUUUUUAAAUAUCAUAACGUUAUAAUUAAAUUAUAUAUUAAUAAAAUUAAUUUAAAUUACAUUCUCGUUAUUUGUUCUCAAUCGCAAUGUGAUUUUAUCUUUUUGUUUUUAAUUUUUGUUCUAACAGAAUUGCGAAGCAUUUUUUAAAUAUCUCUUUCAUUACUUUAUCAAAUUUUAUUACUUGGACAUAUAAUCAUAUGUUACGUAUAAUAUUAUUUAGAUUAGGUCAGAGUCAGUCUUGCGUUUUAUACGGAUCAUAUAUAGUAUUACCCGUGACUUCGUUGACUUAUGUGCCACCUUCGCGAAUUUCCUGGCAGUCGCCACAAUGGCGAACGAAAAUAACAGAGCGUCGUGUUUAGGAAUCGCACAAGACAGCUCUAUAAUGCCCGGCCGUCUAUUUUCAAAGUAAUAAAACUUGGUGGAGAAAUAGGGGUGCGCGAACAUCUAUUUUCUACACACACGGCAUCAUCGUUUAAUAAUCAAUCAUCGCGAAAGUCGUCAUAUUAAAAUGGAACUUUGACUUUACAGCUGAUGGAUGUCCUUCGGAAAAAUGCUGCCAUAAUUUAAAUCUACCGUGACCCACUAGCGAUUAUCGUUGCGAAUUGUAGAUGCGCUAAUACUCGUGCUUACAUAGCAAUACUUAGGAUAACUGGAAUUGACCUCAUUUAUCUAAAUGUACAUUGAAAUUAUAUCAUUAUCAUUUCUGUAAUGUGAAAUUAAAGCUGCAAAGACACCGUUGUUGAAAUAAUUGAAGAAAGUCUUUUGUCGGAUACAAAUACGGUGUAUCCUUAAGCUCGGACGCGAGUGCAUUGAACUAUGGAAAUUACUGGAAAUGGGGAAUCGCGUGUUUGCGAAAUAGCCAGUUAAUGUCCUGAUAGCCCGGUGACACAUCUCUGAAAGAAGACCGCAAACUUUUCCAAGCUUUAAGUUAGGCUCGUAGUUUAAUCGCGACGUUAUCAAGGGGCAGUUAUCGGUUCGUUAUUAUUUAUUUGUCUCGAAAUUGACGCAAUAUACGUUUGAUAACGACGAGAUACUGGAGUGCGACACGCGGAGUGCGACGUGCGUAAUAACAUCGAACGUGUGGUGUCGAACGAGGGAGUUACGGAACACGCUUCGAUGAAAUUGAUUCUUCGUUUCUUCUAUUUUCGUCGCGAGUGCCGGGGACGAGUCACGAAAACCACAUUUUCACCAACACGCCGCAAUUACGGCCGAUCGAGGGCUCGAGAUUAUAACCCGGUCUGAUUGAAAGUUUUCGAUGGAAAUUCCGAGGGUGGGCGGGUGUAUCUCUCGCAGCCCUCGCAGGGCUUUCGUGCCGAGUGGUAGUUAUUCACUCGGUGCUCGGGUGUGCAACGUUGGAAAGCUCUCGGUGUUAAUCACUCCCUCGGAAGGAGGACCGUUUCGUACCAAAUCGCGAUAUAUAACAUUCCUCACGUGCAUGUUUCCGCCAGUUCCUUUCUCUCUUCCUCUUCCCUCGAAUGCCCGCUGUGCCAACGAAGGCGGAGAAGUAGUGGGAAGAUAACUCUCUGCACUCCGAAUUCGAGUAGUUCAACGCACCGCAGAUAGACCGUUAAAUAACGUUAAAUGUAUUACGUUCUCUAACAGCCCUGUAAACUUUCCGAGUUAGGAACUUCCGUCGGCCGAGUGACUGUUGCAAUGCUCGAGCGCGAAUGUUAUCAGGAACAAUUUGAGGCCUUGAGAAACUUGGCGCCGAACGUCGACGCUGGGAAAUUGUCGCAAUUGUUAUCGUGUGCUCACGCGCUAGUUACUCAAGAAGCUGUCACCAUAGGCCUACCAGAUUUUCCUUUGGACAAUUUGUCGUCGGCCGCUUUAAUUAUGGACAAAAGCCCAGACUUGUCGGUGUACGACGUUUUCUAUAGGUUUUAUCCGUACAAACUAUUCUUGGGCAAAGAAGGUCAAAACGCCGUGGAGGAUAUCCUUGGAACAUUUAGCGUAUUGAGCAAUUCUAAAACGAAUUGUGACAUUAUUAGUAAAGUAGACAGUACCAAAAAAGCUGAUGAUCUCUUGGAGAUCAGCAUAAAACGCAAUAACUCGAAAACAAGUUUUCACGUACCCUGCGGCAUGAGCCAAUUAUCGAGUAGCGCGAAUAAUGAUCAUUAUAUAGAGACUAAUUAUCAGAAUAACUUGUUGGCAAGCAUGCUGGAAUCCCAUUUGGCGUCCGAUUUCUGCUUGAUCGGACCGAAAGGCUGCGGCAAAUCCACCACCGUCCGACGGCUCGCAGAUUUAUUAGGGUAUCAAGUGGAGCCAAUAGUACUUUAUCAGGAUAUGACUUCCAGGGACCUGAUACAACAACGGACCACGUCGCUUAACGGCGACACGGUCUGGAGAGAUUCGCCGCUGGUCGACGCGGCUCUCCACGGCAAACUGGCCGUGCUGGAUGGCAUCAACAGGAUACAUUCCAGUACCUUAGCUAUAUUGCACAGACUAGUCCACAAUCGGGAGCUGCAGUUGCACGACGGUAAGCGGCUCAUACGAGCCGAUCGUUACGACGAAAUAAAGAAAGAGUAUAACAGAACUGACGAGGAGAUGCGCGAUCGCGGUGUCUUGCGAAUCCAUCCCGCCUUCAGGCUGAUAGCCUUGGCCGAGCCGCCGGUCGUCAACAGCUCGUCCGGUCAAUGGUUGAACUCUGAGCUGCUAAGUUUGCUACUCUUUCACGAAAUGAGGCCGCUCGACAAGCGCGAGGAGAUUCAUAUUAUUCGAUCGAAGUUCGGGGAACCCAGCCAAGCGUUGCUAAGUAUCGUAGAACUAGCGCAUGUCCUACGCUCGUCUAACGAUCCGACCCUAUUAUCCUUGGCCGGGUCGCUCAGCACCCGGCAACUUCUGCGAAUCGCGGAGCGAAUGCACCGAUUUCGGUGCGAUGACGCUUACAACGCGGUGCAACGCGCGUGUCUGGCGCGCUUCUUGCCGGCGAUCGCGAAAGAGGCUCUCGAAGAUUCCUGCCGUCGCCUUGGCAUCGUUCCGCCCAAGUCCACGGCAGAUUCGACGAUCGAGUAUUCGGUUACGGAAGAUUCCGUAAAGAUCGGUGAUACCGUUGUAGAUCGGUAUCGUACCGCGGCGCUCAGUAAAGUACCCGACAUCGUGUUUUACGACGUGCCGGAACACGUCGCGCUCUUAGAGCGGCUGCUGCAGGACUUCAGUCUGGGGCAAAAUCUGCUGCUGGUUGGUAAUCAGGGCGUCGGCAAGAACAAGAUCGUGGACCGGCUGCUGCAACUGCUGAACAAGCCGCGCGAGUACAUUCAGCUGCAUCGCGACACGACCGUGCAAACUUUGACCCUGCAGCCGAUGGUCAGGGACGGCAAAGUCGUUUACGAGGACUCGCCGCUCGUGCAGGCCGUUAAACUGGGCCACGUCCUUGUUGUCGACGAGGCGGACAAAGCGCCCACGCAUGUGACGUGUAUAUUGAAAACCCUCGUGGAAUCGGGCGAAAUGAUUCUGUCGGACGGGAGACGAAUUGUUCCCCGUGUCAGCGGCAACGCCCGCAACGCAAACAGCAUACCCAUGCAUCCGGACUUUAGGAUGAUCGUGUUGGCGAACAGACCGGGUUUCCCGUUUUUGGGCAAUGACUUUUUCGGCGCUCUGGGAGACCUAUUCAGCACGCAUUCCAUCGACAAUCCGAGUAUACGAAGCGAGAUUCAGCUGCUGAAGCAGUACGGUCCGCACAUAGACGAGCGGACGAUACAUAAAUUAGUGAAAGCUUUCGGCGAGCUGAGAAGCAUGGCCGAUCAAGGUUUAGUCUCGUAUCCUUAUUCGACUCGAGAAGUUGUUAAUAUAGUUAAACAUCUAGAGAAAUUUCCAAACGAACCACUGAGCACUGUAGUGCGCAACGUAUUCGAUUUCGAUCGAUACAGCCAGGAAAUAUUCGACACUUUGGUAACCGUGCUACAUAAGCACGGAAUUCCCGUUGGAACGAGUCCAACCAAUGUCGCCUUAGCUAAGGAAAUACCUUUGCCCGAGAUGAAGGUCUGUGGUAGUUGGAACGUUUCGAGCACGUUCCAAAAUAUACCCGUUCAGGAAAGGUACGUUAAGCUGAAACCGCCAACAUUUCCGGCGCAGUACGAUCGAACUCUAGAUCGAGUUGAGGCCAGAUCGGCCUGGUUCACGGAACUGCAAAGUUACUGGACAAUACCCAUUAGCGAGAACAGCACGGUGACCGCUUUGGCGGUGGCGAAUGGAAAUAAAGGGGAUGGUACGGACGACAGGAUACACGUUCUUACGUCUAAUCCUUUGAGCUUAUUUAGCAUGACGCCGGAUUCCGAACAGAUUCGCGAAACAUCGUUGCAAGGUUUGAUCAGCCCCGUUAGAGGCAACAUGCCGUUCUAUAACGUUGCGGUCGACAAUCUCGGAGACGUAUUAGUUCACGAACAAACUAGCAAUUCUGUACUUGUGGUAAACGUAAACGAGGACUCGGUUCGAGAACUGCAGUUCUCGACUUUUCUGGAUGUCGCCAGCGACAGAAUUUCGAGCGCCUUCAGGAACAGGAAUUUUCAGUGGCAGAUGAAGGCGGAUCUACUCCAAUCGCAUAAUCUGAUUGUCUUGUAUACGCAGGACCACGACAAAAUCGAAGUUAUCAAUUUGCAGAGCAUGUGCGCUUACUCGAUGAGUUUGCCGUGCAACAUCGAGUCGAUCUUACUCGCGUCCGAUAGGAAAUGGUUAAUCCAGAGCGCGUCGAAGGACAAGUACGUCCUUACGAAAUCCUCAGAUUCUGAUCCAUGCCCGAACGUGUUACGCGAAUUGGAUGAGUCUAAUAGUGUCGAUCUAAAGACCGGCACUGUCUUGAAUUGCGGCAGGAGUAGCCUGCACAAAACAGAACUGAGCAAAGCUCUUCAGCAGAAAAUAGACUGUCCGAAUAGACUCCUAGUAACCGAUAACACGUACGCCGGCAUAGCGACGGGUUUCCCCGAUUUAGACAGUUCUAACGAGCUGCACUUUUGGCCGAGGAGAGGAAGAACGCGCAGUUUUAUAACGCCCAUCGUUAUGCAGAAUGGGCAGGUGAUUCGAACGGUGUCGCCUAGUCUAGUGCCCGACGAAGUUUAUCCAAAGGAUACGAAACACGCAGGAAUUUCCGGUUACUUGGAGAUAGUCGACAUGGUAAACCACAAGCUGCGAUACAUACCUAUUCCAGAACCGGUUAAUGUCUCGCCAUUGACGCAGUGGCUGUAUGCGAAGGACUUUCCGCUUUAUGCGUCAUUGACGUCGAACGAAGGUCUCGUCACAAUAGACGCCGGUGGCUGCGUCCGUUUAUGGGAAACGUCAAUUACGAAUAUAGAAAAGUCGUUAGGUGCGUGGCGUCAAAUGAUAGGCGCCGGCGAGGAGAAGAUACAGAUCACUAAAGAGAGGUAUUCCGGGCAGGACGUCAGCGGGCCGAAACACGGGAAAGUCGAUAAGAGUAAUGAACCACACGUGGGCGGUAACACUUGGGCUGGAGGAACUGGAGGUAGAGAUACAGCGGGUUUAGGUGGAAAGGGAGGUCCAUAUCGGCUGGACGCUGGACACACGGUGCAUCAGCUCAGUGACGAGGAGAAGAAUGCGGUGCCGGAACAUGUAAAGAAAGCCGCUCGCGAAAUGGGCCUUCGCGCGUUUAAGCAGCGACUCAAGGAUAUAAAAAUGAGCGAAUACGAUCACAAGUUGUAUACUCAGUUUAGCGAUGCGAUUCAUAAUCAGGUGCAGGCCCUGAGGGUCAUAUUAGGAUCGCUGCAGGCAAAGAGCAACGAGCGACAAUGGUGCAGGCAUCAGACAUCGGGCGAGCUGGAUGAUACGAAGUUAAUUGAGGGAUUAACGGGUGAGAAGACGAUAUAUCGACGCAGGGCGGAAAAAGAGCCGGAGAUAGGUGCUCCGCAAUUGAAGCCGAAGCGAUUGAAACUCGUCGCGGACGUGUCCGGCAGCAUGUACAGGUUCAACGGCUACGACGGUCGGUUGGAUCGCGAGUUAGAGGCCUGUGUCAUGGUAAUGGAGGCUUUCAGCGGAUACGAAGGUAAAUUUCAAUAUGACAUCGUCGGCCAUUCCGGCGACGAUUACCGUAUUGUCUUUGUCGAUCGUACACAACCGCCUACAGACAAUAAACGACGACUGGAAGUGAUUAAGACAAUGCACGCUCACUCGCAAUUUUGCAUGUCCGGCGACAAUACGUUGCAGGCGACGCAGCACGCAAUUGCGAGUCUGGCGAAGGAGGAUUCCGACGAAUCCAUCGUGGUUGUACUCUCGGACGCGAAUCUAGAUCGUUAUGGGAUCUCUCCUAAACGUUUCGCAAAAUUAUUAAUGUCUAACGCGGACGUGAAUGCCUAUGCGAUUUUUAUUGGAUCGUUGGGUGACCAAGCGACUCGGUUGAUGAAGGAGAUGCCUUCCGGUCGUGCGUUUGUAUGCAUGGACCUUAAGAAUAUACCACGAAUUCUGCAACAGAUAUUUGCCGCUUCGGUUUUAAGUACAACGCGAUCAACUUAACAUGAAUAAAUGAUUAGUGGAAUUAAACUUUUUCAUAGGAAAAUCGCUUAUAAUUAACAAAGUAUUUGAAAUACAUUUUCUUGGGAUAUAUGAUUUUGUACAGCGCAAUCACGUUUAUAUAACUAUUUCUGUAAAUUUCUGUAAAUAAAAAUGUUUAGAUGUCUUCUAAAAA
Solenopsis invicta (red fire ant) is the source of this 7207-nucleotide messenger RNA. It is a transcript of the gene c12.2, whose product is annotated as von Willebrand factor A domain-containing protein 8. Gene Ontology annotation, cellular component: cytoplasm. The transcript is spliced from 16 exons. The coding region runs from base 2233 to 7035 and encodes 1600 amino acids. Gene Ontology annotation, molecular function: ATP binding; ATP hydrolysis activity. Lineage: Eukaryota; Metazoa; Arthropoda; Insecta; Hymenoptera; Formicidae. The record is from RefSeq and is a predicted model, not a curated record.